CAGACAUCAUGGCGGACGUGUUGGACCUUCAUGAAGCGGGAGGCGAGGACUUUCCUAUGGAUGAGGAUGGUGAUGAAAGCAUCCAUAAGCUGAAAGAGAAAGCCAAGAAGAGGAAAGGACGAGGCUUCGGUUCAGAGGAAGGAGCCAGGUCCAGAAUCAAAGAUGAUACCUACGAUACUGUGGAGCAGGAUGGUGACGAGCCAGGCCCCCAGAGAUCUGUGGAGGGCUGGAUCCUGUUUGUGACCGGUGUCCAUGAAGAGGCCACAGAGGAAGACAUCCAUGACAAGUUUUCAGAGUUCGGCGAAAUCAAGAACCUGCAUCUUAAUCUUGACCGCAGGACGGGCUACCUCAAGGGAUAUGCACUGGUGGAGUAUGAGACAUACAAAGAGGCCCAGGCAGCCAUGGAAGGGCUCAACGGUCAGGACAUGAUGGGACAGCCCAUCAGUGUUGACUGGGGGUUUGUCAGAGGGCCCCCCAAGAACAAGAGGAGGACUGGCGGACGGAGACGCAGCAGAAGUCCGGACAGGAGGCGGCGUUGAGUUAUGCAGUUGAAGUGUCUCUGAACUUUGACAAGCAGUUUAUAAAACCUCUCCUCUUCUCAUUAAAAAAACUACUUUUUUGUACAAUAUGUUUGAGUGACAGUUGUAUGGCAGCAUCUUGUGCAACUGCAAAUAUUUGGAUACGGAAUUUCUCUU
Plectropomus leopardus (leopard coralgrouper) is the source of this 695-nucleotide messenger RNA. RefSeq names its product RNA binding motif protein 8A (gene rbm8a). Gene Ontology annotation, molecular function: mRNA binding. Gene Ontology annotation, biological process: RNA processing. Gene Ontology annotation, cellular component: cytoplasm; nucleus. The record is from RefSeq and is a predicted model, not a curated record. Lineage: Eukaryota; Metazoa; Chordata; Actinopteri; Perciformes; Serranidae.